This is a messenger RNA of Daphnia carinata, 2737 nucleotides long. It is a transcript of the gene Gp93, whose product is annotated as endoplasmin homolog. Gene Ontology annotation, biological process: protein folding. Gene Ontology annotation, molecular function: ATP-dependent protein folding chaperone; ATP binding; ATP hydrolysis activity. The record is from RefSeq and is a predicted model, not a curated record. NCBI's taxonomy places the organism in Eukaryota, Metazoa, Arthropoda, Branchiopoda, Diplostraca, Daphniidae. The transcript has 13 exons. Bases 181 to 2553 code for a protein of 790 amino acids.
UUGUUUUAGACCUGACGGGUUCUUCUUCACGUUAAGACACGUGUAAAAUCGUAGCUUCGAGAUCAAAAUUUACGGCUGAAGUAGUGGAGUUGACGUGAGCGGCCGUAUUCAUUCGGGUUAGUUGGUGAUUGCAUUUUGUUCUGGUCGGCAACACAUUCGUCGGGCUGAACACAGCUAAUCAUGGUUUCCACGAAAAUUGCUUUAUGCCUAAUAGGGCUUCUUUUACUUUCUGCAUCUUGUUAUGCCCAAGAUGAUGAAGAUGUUGCCUCAGAAAAUAUUGAAAUUGACUUGGGUGCUAGCAGAGAAGGUUCCAGAACAGAUGCUGAGGUUGUAAAGAGAGAAGAGGAAGCAAUUAAACUUGAUGGCUUGAACGUAGCUCAAGUAAAGGAACUCAGGGAAAAGUCUGAAAAGUUUGCCUUCCAAGCUGAAGUCAACCGCAUGAUGAAACUUAUCAUCAACUCUCUGUACCGCAACAAGGAGAUCUUUUUGAGAGAGUUGAUUUCAAAUGCUUCUGAUGCUAUUGACAAAAUUCGUCUAAUGGCACUUACAGAUAAAGAUGCUUUGGCUGCCACAAGUGAACAAACAAUUCGAAUCAAGGCUGACAAAGAAAACAAUGUUCUUCACAUUACUGAUACUGGCAUUGGCAUGACCAAGAAUGAUUUGGUUACCAACCUUGGUACAAUUGCUAAAUCUGGAACAGCUGAUUUCUUGAGCAAAAUGCAAAAUCCUGAAUCAACUGGACAGGACGCUGGGGAUCUUAUUGGACAAUUUGGUGUCGGUUUCUAUUCAGCAUUUUUGGUUGCUGAUCGAGUUGUUGUAACUUCAAAGAACAACGACGACAAACAAUACAUUUGGGAAUCGGAUGCUAACUCUUUUAGCAUUGCCGAAGAUCCUCGUGGUAAUACUCUCCAGCGCGGUACUCAGAUUAGCCUUUAUUUGAAGGAAGAAGCCCGAGACUUCCUUGAAGUUGACACCAUCCGCAACUUAGUGCACAAAUACUCCCAGUUCAUCAACUUCAACAUCUACCUAUGGACUAGCAAGACUGAAGAAGUAGAAGAACCUAUUGAUGAUGAAGCAGAACCAGUUGCAGAGAAAAAAACUGAGGAAGAGGAAGAUGCUAAAGUCGAGGAAGAGGCUGAAGAGAAGAAACCCAAAACUCGCAAGGUUGAAAAGACCACAUGGGACUGGGAGUUGUUGAACAAUGCCAAGCCAAUUUGGACUAGAAAACCAUCGGAUGUAGAAGAAAGUGAAUAUGAGGAGUUCUACAAAGCAAUUACCAAGGACACCCAAAGUCCGCUGGGACAUAUUCAUUUUGUCGCAGAGGGUGAAGUUACUUUCAAAUCCCUUCUCUACAUCCCCAAAGUUCAGCCGACGGAAAGUUUUAACAAGUACGGUACCCGUACGGACAACAUUAAGCUCUACGUUCGCCGUGUUUUCAUCACCGAUGACUUCCAAGACAUCAUGCCCAAUUAUUUGAACUUCGUUCGUGGUGUCGUCGAUUCUGAUGAUUUGCCGUUGAAUGUUUCUCGUGAAACCCUUCAGCAACACAAACUUAUCAAAGUUAUCCGCAAAAAGCUUAUCCGUAAAACGUUGGACAUGAUCAAGAAAUUGGACAAGGCUGACCAAGAAAAAUUCUGGGCUGAAUACUCUACCAACAUCAAAUUGGGUGUUAUCGAUGAUUCAGCAAACCGAUCCCGCCUUGCCAAACUUCUUCAGUUCCGUUCGUCUGCCCAGAAGGGUUUCGUUACGUUCACCGAGUAUGUUGAACGUAUGAAAGAGAAGCAGGAAGCUAUCUAUUUUAUUGCCGGUUCCUCUUUGGAUGAAGUUGAAAAGUCCCCGUUCGUCGAACGUCUUGUCAAAAAAGGCUACGAAGUUUUAUACCUUACCGAAGCCGUUGACGAGUAUUGCAUUUCUGCACUUCCCGAGUUUGAAGGCAAGAAAUUCCAGAACGUGGCCAAGGAAGGUGUCGAGUUGGAUGAGGGAGAGGGUGCCAAAGCAAAGCUUGAAGCCCUGAAGACCCAAUUCGAACCUUUGACUAAAUGGUUGACUGAAACUGCCCUUAAAGAACACAUUUUACGUGCCGAAGUUGGUCAGCGUUUGCUCAAGACGCCAUGCGCCUUAAUUACCUCCAAAUUUGGUUGGACCGGUAACAUGCAGCGAAUCAUCGCUUCACAGACGCAUUCUAAAUCGCAAGACAUUCAGCGAGAUUAUUACUUAACACAGAAGAAAACUCUGGAAAUCAACCCCCGUCAUCCUUUGAUUAAAGAACUGCUUCGGCGAGUUGAAGCUGACCCUGAGGAUCGUUUAUCGAAGGGCAUGGCAAUGAUGAUGUUCCAAACAGCCACUCUUCGUUCUGGCUACAUGCUACAGGAUCCUAGCCAGUUUGCCGAACACAUAGAUGCGAUGUUGAAGCAGUCAUUAGGAGUGGGUGACGCGGAAAUCGAGGAAGAGGAGGAGAUGGAAAAUGUGCCAGAAGGAGAAAAUGCUGAAGAGGAAGCAGAUCAGGAUAAUGAGGAAGAUGAGGAAGAAAAAUCGUCGAAAGACGAGCUUUGAAUGAAUGUAUUGUGGUGAGAGAACGUUUGGUAUGUUUGUUUUUGUCACCGAUAUAACUAUGGGUGAGCGUUGAAAAUACUGUUACACUGUCAAGUGAAAUCUGAACUGCGUCUUAAGAUUUUGUUUCCGAAUUCUUUGCGAUAUUUCCGUAUCUAAAGGGCGAAAUAAAAUGUUUCCCCAAAAA